Molecule: messenger RNA, 471 nt
Organism: Porites evermanni
Lineage: Eukaryota; Metazoa; Cnidaria; Anthozoa; Scleractinia; Poritidae
Source: the annotation of a GenBank genome assembly
AUGAUAUUAUCAGUACAUAAAGACGGCUAUUUUCUCUCCCCAUCAGUUUGCUUUCCAAAGACAACAUCAGGCCAAUGUUGCAGUAUUCCAUUUAAAUACAAGCAUGUGACCUACAACUCUUGCACUACUGCUGAUUGGCACAGACCUUGGUGCUCCUUGGAUCCUGUGUAUAAGGGAAGAUGGGGCAACUGCCGUAAGUUUUAAAUUGAAAUAGCUAAGGCAUCUUUAGUGUGUAUUUCAAAGUUACAUUUUUUAUCAUUAUACCAAGAGCAUUCUGUCUUUUCUUUGAUAACGUUACCAGUCACCACAAGUGUUUGCCCUCCGAAGACAACAUCAGGCAAAUGUUGCACUAUUCCAUUUAAAUACAAGCACGUGACGUACAACUCUUGCACUACUGCUGAUUGGCACAGACCUUGGUGCUCCUUGGAUCCUGUUUACAAAGGACGUUGGGGAAACUGCCGUGAGUUUUAG